AUGAGCGAGAGCGAGCAGAGGCCGGUGCCGAGGCGGGAGAGCCCGUGGGGCUUGCCGGAGGGGGACAAGCGCCAGCCCAAGGCGCACCGCUGCAACGACCGCAUCGAGGAUGUCGUCCAGGCUGCCUUUGAAGGGAAUCCAUUCAAGACAGUUCCAGGCCCAUUCAAGGUCUUUUGGCAAUGCAUGCGCUCGAAACCUGGGGAGGAACCAACUGUACCAUUUACUUACCUGCAGCUGGAUCCUCCGAAGAGGGUAGAGGCCAAGCUAGAGUAA
Molecule: messenger RNA, 273 nt
Organism: Triticum turgidum subsp. durum (durum wheat)
Lineage: Eukaryota; Viridiplantae; Streptophyta; Magnoliopsida; Poales; Poaceae
Source: the annotation of a GenBank genome assembly